Molecule: messenger RNA, 2449 nt
Organism: Pogona vitticeps (central bearded dragon)
Lineage: Eukaryota; Metazoa; Chordata; Lepidosauria; Squamata; Agamidae
Biological process (GO): regulation of transcription by RNA polymerase II
Molecular function (GO): RNA polymerase II cis-regulatory region sequence-specific DNA binding; DNA-binding transcription factor activity, RNA polymerase II-specific
Source: RefSeq, a predicted model, not a curated record
UCGAAAGGGGCGGGGAGGAGGAGGAAAAAAAUCCCGAGAGUUCCUUCCGGUUGGAAUGUUCAGCAGCUGCUCAGCGGGAGAUGAAUGGCGGCCGCGUGGGAGAAGCCUCCUGGAAUGCCACCGGCUUUUCUUUGUUGGCCUGGGAUUCCCGAUAAUCCAAGGAGCGAUUUGGAGGCACCUCGGGAGGUUAGCCUGAGAGAGUGAGUUGGCUUUCCUCAAAAUGGCUGCCGAGCCGGGAAUGUCGUCAGGUUUGGCCGCAGAGUGCCAGGCCGAGCCAGAGUUUCGGGCGGUGCCGCUAAAGACAGAAAUGAACGAAGAAGAGGCGGCGAGUCCCAUGGCAAGGGAAGAAGGGGAAUGCACCCCCCAAAGUGUCACUCUGUCUGGGGAUGUUGAGGAGUUCCUGCCAAGAUCCCCACAAAACCCAGCCAAAGGUGAACCAGAUUGGGGGGCCCUUCGGUACGGAGAGACCCGAGAGCAGACAAUUCCGAAGACGGCAGAACCUCCCACCUCUGGUUGCCCGAACCCGCAGACGGUGGGGUCUCCUCGCCAGGUGGAGGCUCAGACUUCUUUAAGCUCCUCUGAGGUAAAAGCCGCAGGUAACCGUUGCCCCUCUGAGGGGCAGGAAACCCAAACCCCGUUGGGAUCGAGUGCCCAGUUCCAAGAGUUUCCCAGGAACCCCGACUCCCCGAAGCAGCCGGAGGAAGAGCCUCCGGCGGAGGAUGCGGUCGUCCUGGAGAUCCAGCGGCAAAACUUCCGCCAGUUCCGUUACCAAGAAGCCCAAGGCCCUCAGGAAGCCUGUAGCCGCCUCUGGUUCCUCUGCUGCCGGUGGCUGAAGCCCGAGAGGCACACCAAGGAGCAGAUCCUGGAGCUGCUGAUCUUGGAGCAGUUCCUGACCAUCUUGCCGGCGGAGAUCCAGAGCCAGGUGGUGGAAGGGUGUCCGAAGACGUGCGCCCAAGCGGUGGCCCUGGCGGAGGGGUUCCGGCCCAAGAAACGGAAGCUCGAAACGCAGGAGGAGCAGGUACCCGAGGAAGCACUGAAUUUCUCUGCACCAGAGCAGAUUCCCUCACACCAUGAAGCGAAUCGAGAAGGUGACAUUGAAGUGGGCAGCUCUCCGAGUAAAGACCUAUUGAGUGCAACUGAGAGAAAUCACCAAGAUGUCACUGGUGAAGAAGCGGCAAAUUUGGUGGAAAUGGGAAGUCCAGAAGGGGAGGUUUCGCAAAGUGGCAGCCUGGAAGAAGCUUCUAAAGGUUGGCCGGGCUCUAAAGAAGCACAGAGAGGUUCGCUGGGAGAGAAAGCAGGAAAAUUUAAUCCGUCGGAAGUCGAGGAACCGCUCGAUGACGCUGCUGGACAGCCGAAAAUCCCCACGGUGAAGAGUGAGACUGGAGCCGUUGACGAAAGCAGCUUCCCGGACAACUCGGAGGUCAUUGAGUUUCAGGUGACCCACACUGGCGACCUGCCCUAUAAAUGCUUGGAUUGCGGGAAGAGCUUUAAUUAUAGUACCAGCCUCGUCCGACAUCAGAGGAUCCACACGGGAGAGAAACCGUACAAGUGCUUGGACUGUGGGAAAUGUUUCUGCCAGAGUUCAGGCCUCACGAUUCAUCAGAGGAUCCACGCCGGGGAGAAAGCCUACCAGUGCCUGGACUGUGGGAAAAGCUUCCGGGUGAAGUCCCACUUAAUCCGGCACUCCAUCAUCCACAAAGGGGAGAAACCUUACAAAUGCGCUGAAUGCGGCGUCAGCUUUUGUGAACGGUCGGAGCUGAGGAUCCACCAGAGAAUCCACACAGGAGAGAAACCGUAUAACUGUGCAGAUUGUGGGAAAAACUUUUGCCGGAAGGCACAGAGAAUCCACACGGGAGAGAAACCGUAUAACUGCGCAGACUGUGGGAAAAACUUUUGCCGGAAGGCGGAUCUGACUCUCCAUCAGAGGAUCCACACUGGGGAGAUGCCCUACACAUGCUUGGAGUGCGGGAAAGGCUUCCGGUGGAGCUCGAACCUCAUUACCCAUCAGAAAACCCACACCGGAGUGAAACCCUUUGAAUGCGCCGAAUGUGGGAAGAGUUAUUAUUCCAACAUGAGCCUAAUAAGACAUCAGAGAGUCCACACGGGAGGGACUCCCUACAUUUGCUCCGACUGCGGGAAAAGUUUUUGCGACAGCACCAGCCUUACCAGGCACCAGAAGAUCCACACGGGGGAGAAGCCGUACGUCUGCAUGGAUUGUGGGAAAAGCUUCAACCGGAAUUCGAACCUUAUUUCACAUCAGAGGACCCACACGGGAGUGAAGCCAUUUCUCUGCAGUGACUGUGGGAAAAACUUCAGAUCCAGAUCGGAACUUCAGAGGCAUUACACGAUCCAUGUGGGAGAGAAAAGUGGUGGUGAUCCUAGCGGUGGUGAUCCCGAGGUUCCUACUCAUGAGAAACUGGAUGGGGAACAGCCUGUUAGGAAAGAGUAG